This is a messenger RNA of Talaromyces amestolkiae, 2778 nucleotides long. RefSeq lists its product as uncharacterized. Gene Ontology annotation, biological process: nucleotide-excision repair; mismatch repair. The transcript has a single exon. Gene Ontology annotation, molecular function: damaged DNA binding; single-stranded DNA binding. Gene Ontology annotation, cellular component: XPC complex; cytoplasm; nucleotide-excision repair factor 2 complex. Bases 1 to 2778 code for a protein of 925 amino acids. The record is from RefSeq and is a predicted model, not a curated record. NCBI's taxonomy places the organism in Eukaryota, Fungi, Ascomycota, Eurotiomycetes, Eurotiales, Trichocomaceae.
AUGCCGCCGUUCAUACCGACGAAACGCUCGCUAUCUCCCCUAGACCAACACUCGCCACCACCCGCCAAACGGCCUGCAACCAAGAAACAGAUCGCCGAGCUCCUAGAGAGCUCCGAUUCAUCGCUCAGCGAUGUAUCGAGCGAGGAAGAAUGGCUUGACGUGACGCAUCCGAUGAAAUCAAAAGGGAAGAAGGAUAAGGCAGAUCACGAUGAUCACGAUGACGAGAGCGUGGAUUGGGAGGAUGCGAAGGACACAACCACACCUAGCGGCUAUGCGUCUCAUGCCACGCCAGCUCAGGGGGAUGCAUUUCAGGAUUUGGAGUUGACCUUGGAUCCCACGGUGAGCGUCCCGGUUACCAGUCUGCUAGAUACAAAGAAAGGGCCGUCUCAGAUUGAGCGUGCGAUUCGACUGAGUACUCACAAGGCACAUGUGCAGUGCUUGCUCUUCCACAAUGCGAUUCGCAAUGCGUGGCUGAAUGAUAAAAAAGUACAUGAAAUAUUACGAGGACAACUACCUGAAGGAAUCCAGAAGGAGAUCAAAAGAUGGCGAGUCGCAUCCGCGUUGGAUCCUCCUCCACCUUCACCACCACAAAAGAAGGCCGAUACGAAGGGCGGGAAAAAGAAAGGAUCAAAGAAGAAGGAAAAUGCCAAGACCCGUAAUUGGGGCGAAGAAGCGAAGCGAUUAGAGCCUGAUCAGCCAGACAUGAGUCACGGUGAUCCUAUCCUACAGCUAUUGCGCAUUUUAGCAGCAUAUUGGAAGAGAAAUUUCAGAAUCACAGCACCCGGACUUCGGAAACAUGGAUAUCGAUCUGCUAUGAAGUUGGAAGCUAUAGUGUCUUCCUUCAAGAAAGAAGAGCACAAUCCAAAUGUACAUGGCGAGCGCAUAGCUGAUCGACAUGAGUUCCGUGCCGCUGCAGAGAAGCGACAAGGGUCGCGUGACGUCGGUGCUCAACUGUUCACAGCGCUUCUUCGAUCAUUAGACAUCGAGGCUCGGUUAGUCUCGAAUAUGCAGCCUCUCGGAUUCGGAUGGACCAAGGCCGAAGUUGAUACCUCUGAGCCCGCAAAGCCAGAAACAAGCGCUAAGCAGACCGAGGUUGAGAGCAGCGAUGAAGACUCUGAGUCGGAUGAGGAAGACGACACCCGAAAGUCUUCCAAAACAAUUCAAUUCGAUCGCGAUCUACCAUUCCCUGUCUACUGGACUGAAGUGGUUUCGCCCAUCACUCAUGAAGUCAUACCAGUUGAUCCUCUGAUUCUGAGCAACCCCGUCGCUGCCAAUCCUGAAAUGGUGGCUGCCUUUGAACCUCGAGGAAGUCGAGCCGACAAAGCGAAACAAGUGAUUGCUUAUGUGAUCGCCCAUUCAUCAGACGGCACCGCCAAGGAUGUGACUACGCGGUAUCUACGACGGCAAACAUGGCCAGGAAAGACAAAAGGGUAUCGGUUGCCAAUGGAAAAGAUGACCAUCAGAAUGUCCAGACGAGGUCCUACGUAUACAAUUGACUACCAUUGGUUCCGGGAGACGAUGAGAGGAUAUGUGCGCUCCGACAAACAACGAACGGCUGUAGAUGACGUCGAAGAUGCAAAGGAUCUCGUUGCUAAUCAACCCGAAAAGAAAAUCGUCAAGAAAGAGACAGAUACCUUGCAGAGUUUGAAAGCUUCAACGGAGUUUGUUCUGGAGCGGUUUCUUCGCAGGGAAGAAGCGCUCCGGCCUGGAGCUAAAGUCGUACGAAAAUUCAUUAGUGGCAAAGGCGACAAGGCUAAAGAAGAGAACGUCUAUCGUCGCGCGGAUGUUUUGCGAUGUCUUUCUGCUGAGAGCUGGCACAAGGAAGGCCGGCGGCCGAAAAUAGGAGAGGCGCCGUUGAAGCGCGUUCCCAUACGAGCAGUAACUCUCAUGCGAAAACGGGAGGUGGAAGAACUCACGCGACAGACCGGGCAAAAACCUCUCCAGGGGCUUUACGCUAACUAUCAAACGGAAUUCAUUAUCCCACCUCCUAUCGAGAACGGGGUGAUCCCAAAAAAUGAAUAUGGAAACAUCGACUGCUUCGUUCCUACUAUGGUACCCCGCGGAGCCACGCAUAUCCCCUACAGCGGCACGGUGCGUAUCUGCAAAAAGCUGGGUAUCGACUACGCCGAAGCCGUGACCGGGUUCGAGUUUGGGAGUAAAAUGGCCGUCCCAGUCAUCGAAGGGGUGGUCGUCGCAGAGGAGAAUGCGGAAUUGGUUCGUGAUGCGUGGCGGGCAGAUCAGGAGGUUCGUCGCGAGAAGGAGAGGCUUGCGCAUGAGAAGCGCAUCUUGCAAACGUGGAGGAAAUUUGUGAUGGGUUUGAGGAUUAUGGAACGUGUGAGGGCGGAGUAUGGUGAUGACGGGGAUGCGGAGCUGGAUAAUCCGUUUCAGCGACGGGGGCAGACUCAGGGUGCGGAGACUCCCAAGGGGACUGAUCAUAAAGGACACGAGCAUGAUUACGAAGACCAUCAUGAGGAAGCAGAUGCCGACCUCGGUGGAGGGUUUCUCUUGCCAGGUCAAGACGAUGCAGAUGCAGAUCUUGGCGGAGGUUUCCUCUUACCCGGUCAAGACGAUGAUACGAAUGAUUUUGUCGUCGAGCAUGGUGAUGACGUUCAUCGGCAAGCCGUGAAGGAAUCCAUGGACGUUGAUGAGGAUGAUGAGCCGGACCUCGAUGAGCCCUUAGGUGACGUGGAGAUGUCUUCCCCUAGCGAAGAGGAAGAGGAAGAGGAAUAUAAACCGCCACCCCGAAACUCAAAUCAGCGACGGAGGCGAGGCGGUUAA